Messenger RNA from Dicrocoelium dendriticum, 6158 nucleotides. Lineage: Eukaryota; Metazoa; Platyhelminthes; Trematoda; Plagiorchiida; Dicrocoeliidae. The record is from the annotation of a GenBank genome assembly.
GCUUUAUACCAAAUCUGCAUCAGAUGCAGCAGUGUUUUUGCACUUGCGCACAUAUUCGUUCCGCACCCGUGGAUGCUCAUAAACUUCCGAUGCGGGGUCCCCACUAAUCCCAUCGGCGUUUUUCCACAAUGUCAUCCAACAACAACAACAGUUUGGAAAUCACUAAUUUGGAUAGCCUGCGUGAUCCAUCGGGAAUUUUUUCACUCAUUGAGGUGGUUGGAAAGGGCACCUAUGGCAAUGUGUACAAAGGUCGGCACACACGUACCGGACAGCUUGCAGCGAUCAAGGUGAUGCCCAUCACGGAGGAGGAUGAGGAGGAGAUCAUUUUGGAAAUCAACACGCUUCGAAAGCUUUCCAAUCACCGCAAUAUCGCCACUUACUACGGUGCUUUCAUCAAGAAAACCUCACCUCAGGACCACCUUUGGCUGGUGAUGGAGUAUUGCGGUGCGGGCUCAGUGACGGAUCUAGUUAAAAGCACUCGAGGACAGUCUCUCAAGGAGGAUUGGAUCGCUUACAUCAGUCGCGAAAUCCUACGCGGUUUGGUCCAUCUGCACGCCAAUCGGGUUAUCCAUCGAGAUAUCAAAGGGCAAAACGUGCUCCUCACUGAUAAUGCCGAGGUCAAGUUGGUGGACUUUGGUGUCAGCGCGCAGUUGGACAAGACGUUUGGCAAGCGAAAUACUUUCAUUGGUACCCCGUAUUGGAUGGCGCCAGAAGUAAUCCAUUGCGAACAGGAUUCGAGUUGUACAUACGACACCAGAUCCGAUCUUUGGUCUCUGGGCAUCACCGCGAUCGAGAUGGCCGAAGGUAGGCCACCACUUUGUGAAAUGCACCCAAUGCGUGCAUUGUUCCUAAUCAUGCGGAAUCCGCCCCCCAGACUGAAACAGUCGCCCACCGGAUCUCGUCACUGGUCGUCUCGUUUCCAUGACUUUACCAACAAGUGUCUGACCAAGGAUUACACCAAACGUCCCAAUACAAACGACCUACUCCGUCACGACUUCAUCACAAACUUGCCCAAUGAACGUCAGGUCCGUAUUCAGCUUAAAGAUCACAUCGACAGGCACAAGCGGAGUAGACGUCCUGAGGAACGCGAACAGGUGUAUGAGUACGAGGGAAGCGACGAGGACGAAGAUGAUGCUGGUGCCGCGGCUGCAGCGGUUGCACUGUCUGCCGCCGCCGCCGCUGGCUGUCCGGCUGGCGCUCCUCGAGUUGUACCUCCUACAGUGGGACAAGUUUCGGCUGCCUCCCGUCCGUCGUCUGCUAUCGCUGACAGAGAUCAGCGGUCCUCGGUGCGUUCCGGCGAUUUCAUCCCUCCAAAUCCUCCCAUUACCAGUGGGUUUAAUGCGCGCGGUCUGGCGAAUGUUGGCAAAGGACUGGUCCACAAUGAUGUCAAUCGUCAAUACCGCCGCGGUGCCAAGUCCCCUAUUCGGAACACCAAGUUGAUGAGUGUUGAAGAAGACGACUCGUCUAUUAGUGCUACAGUCGAGCAUGGCGAAAAUACACUGCGCCAAAACUUUGCUAAGCUGCAAGCACACGAGCGCUCCUCAGGUGUUGGCGCCGCUUCGAUCCUUUCCCCCACUUCAAUCGCCAGCGCGCAUUCCUCCGCACAACCGGUGCAAUCGGCGCAUCACUUCCCUCAGCAUUUCCGAAAUCCAAAACCCCGUGGCUCCCUGUCCAUUCGGUCUUCCCAGCCACAACAUCAACCCAAACUAGGCGUCUCCGGAGCAGGUGUCCGUGCCUCCGUGCCCAACUCUGGUCAUCCACCGUCAUCUUCCAUUAUGCAUACCACUGAGCACGUUUCGGAGGCACCAUCUACUGGGAACCACCAGCACCACUACCCCUUGCAUCAGCACAAGUCAGCCAUGAUCCCCCCGAAUGCUGCUACCAAUGUUGCUUUCACUGAGUCCCCACCUCCACCAUUCGCGCCCCCACAAUUGCCAUCCUCCCGUGUUGUUGCAUUUGCCCCGACGGAUGGGGGAUCCGGUGCACCCUCUCCGUUUCGAACCAAAAUGCUUCACCCCGGUCCACCUCCGGUUCCCUUGCAUCAUCAGCACGUACGAAUUGGCCACAAUGGCGCUCCGCCAUCAUCGUCGCCAUCAGCCCACGUCCAUUCCCGUGUGAGCAACGGCGAUGUGUCCGCAGCCCCUUCUUCCGCUAUCAUCAGCUCACGAAAUCAGCAUAUCGUCGCACCACGAUUCCCCUCCGCUCGGUCUAGUGAUCACGCUCCACAACAUAUUGAUUUACGAAAACCGCCCUUGGAUUCCGCACUUCCCCAGUCCUCCUUGUCUUCCGGGGCUUCCGCUUUCCCUGCCAGAGGUGUAAGCGUGUCCGCUUGCAGCUCCUCUUUCACACCACCAAUCUCUUCCUCCUCCGCUUUGUCUUCUCGUCCUCAUGUUUCGGCUCCGAUCAUAGAGGAAUCGCAUCCUGCACACGCUCGGUCGAAGCGGGUGCCAACUCCAUCAUCUGUUGCUGAAAACGCAGACCGACCGGGCAACUCUUAUGGGGCAUCUAGGUUUGUCGGAAAGUCAUCAAAAUCCACCGCUUCACAUCCACAGCUUACGACCAAAUCCCAGGAGUUGGACGAGCUGGCGGCACAACUUACACACCUUGGUUCCGUGUCUCCUGCUCUUAAUCGUCCGGUGACAGGUGACAAGGGCUCUUUAGCGAUCCAACCUCACGUGGAACAGAACGGAGGGCAGCAGAGUAGUACUAAUCUGGGUGUUUUAACUAAGUGUUCCUUAUCGAAUGAUUUCAGUGGAAACGAGCUUCAUCCCAGUCCGAAGUCUUUGCCCCGUUCCAAUUCGUCCUCAUCUGAUGGAAACGGGAUGCAACCCCAGGUGGAAAAAACAAACAGCAACUCUGUCGCUUCCUCAUCCUCCGGUAGUGGUUCUCGAUCAUCGGGCUCCAGAGAGUUCCAAUCGUCCAGUUGUUCAUCCGCAUCAACUACCUCCUCUUUUGAUUCGACAUGUAGCAAAGAUCUAGAGAGGUCCAGCGCACAUGACAAAUCAUCAGUGGAGCCUGAUCCACGCCGUCUGACCGUUGUGGAAAACGUCGCUUUUGGUGGUGACAAGACCGUAGGCAGCGAUGAAGAAGUCGAAGUUUGGGAUACUAGAACGCCGUAUACGCAUGAAAGCACCGGGCUAGAGUCCCAGCCAAGCGUUCCUGACGAAGAGGAUGAUGAUGAUGGUGACGUUGUAGUGGUUGCCGAUGACGGCGAAAUCGGAGCGGAUCUAGAGGAAACCGCACAGAUAAAAGCCACCCUAUCCGUCGUUCGCAGGGGCAAUCAUUUGAUUGUUGGAAAUGGACCAGCUAAACACGAGGCCCCCAACGACCAACCAGUAUGCAUAAAACAGAGCGACUCAUUCACCCCAUCAUCCAACGAAACAGCUAGUGUGCUAGACUCCGGGACACUUUCGUCUUCCUCGGUGCAUAUCUCACAGAGCCGUCCUUUACACCGGACAUCGGUGCCGCCCCCACUGCCACCGCGCUUGCGAUGCCUUUAUACGGAGGAGGCGCACGCGCGCGCCCCUCCGUGCCGUCCGCAAAGUGUGUUUUAUUCCCCACCAGCUCAUAUGGCUGUUCCCCGACACCGCGUACACUCACCUUUGCGAACGUCUGCUCGGAGGUAUUCCGUUCCCGGGAUCUCCCUAUCUAGGCUGUCCGAUGAAUUCACCAAAGAGACCUUAAGCAGUUUGGCAUGCAUCGCGGAAGCCUCCGGCGCCUCGGCCGCUUCGAAAUGGAGCACAGCAUUACCUCCGACUUCAGAGCAAGCGGAACACUCACCUAAACCAGAUGUUCCCAUCCCCGCAUCCAAGAAUAAUGCAUUCUUCAGCCCUGCUCACACUUCCGUAAACCCAACUGGCGAAGCGGUUGCUAGGCUUCGGUCCCAACCAGAAGUCUCUGAUGCCGCCCUCGAUCGGAAUAGGACUGGUGUCGUUAGCUCAACCAAUGCUCUGAAUGGAUCACCAAGAUGGCAUGGUGUCAUCCCUCGCAACUUGUCCAAUUCUGGCAUGAAGAACGGUCUCCAAGUGACGUAUCCGAACAGAACAGAUCAGUCUGCAGCAUCUGCAGUUCCUUGGGGAUUGCCGGGUUCCGUGUUACACGAUCCUACCCGACUGAGUCCCGCCACGCCUUCAGACGCGAACCCCCAUCAAUCUAGAGCACAGGUCGAUAUCCGGCUAAGUCAACACUCUGUUUCUGUGAUUCCGGCGAGUAUUCCUUCCAGCGCGAUCAUUCUGAGUAAUGUCAACAUUCCCGCUCAUCAGGUGACCCCGGUCAAUCCUGGUGUGAACGCGGCUGGAGACGAGGCUCCAGAGAUACAAGUGUACAAAAAGCGUUUUAGCUCCGAGAUUCUCUGUGCUGCAUUAUGGGGCGUAAAUCUGUUGAUCGGUCUGGAGGGUGGAUUGUCUUUGCUGGACAGAAGUGGCGAAGGAAGAGUAUACACACUGAUCACCCGACGUCGGUUCUCGCAAAUGGCGGUGUUAGAAGGCCAAAACAUAUUGGUUACCAUAUCUGGCCGUAAGCACCGGCUCCGUGUCUACUAUCUCUCUUGGCUCCGAAGUAAAAUCAUGAAAACCGAGGGGUGCGACAAGAAAAACGGAUGGGUAAAUGUCGGUGAAAAUCUCCAAGGCGCCGUUCAUUUUAAAAUCGUGAGGUACGAGAACAUCAAGUUUCUUCUCGUCGCCCUGCGAGAUUCGGUCGGUAUUUAUGCAUGGGCUCCUCGGCCGUAUCACAAAUUCAUGGAAUUCAAGCGUUUCUCCGAACUCAAGCACCGUCCCCUUCUUGUCGACUUGACCGUGGAAGAGAAUCAGCGAUUGAAGGUCAUUUACGGAUCCGCGGAAGGUUUUCACGCUAUUGAUUUGGACUCCAAUGAGGUGUUCGACCUUUACAUCCCCUCCACAACAAGUUCUCAGAUCACUCCACACUGCAUUGUGGUUCUGCCAAACACAGCCGGAUUGCAGCUUCUUCUUUGCUAUGACACCGAGGGUGUCUAUGUGGACACUUCUGGCAAGCUAACCAAGAAUGUGGUCAUCCAGUGGGGUGAGGUCCCCACCUCCGUUGCCUACAUCUCGACCGGGCAGCUCCUCGGGUGGGGCUUGAAGGCGAUUGAAGUGCGUUCUGCGGAGACUGGCCACUUGGAUGGCGUUUUCAUGCACAAACGGGAACAGAAGUUCAAAUUUUUGUGCGAGCGGAAUGACAAGGUUUUCUUCUCAAACACCCGAUCCGGUCCACCCCAAGUGUCAAUGAUGACGCUCAGUGGUAUCCAUUGGUAGCUCUCCGCAACUUCCUCUGAUCCCCUAUCCCACAACCAAUCGUGCCACCGGACUCUUCCAAUCCCGUGUAACAGAUCCACAUUUACUACAGUUAUAGACGCGCGCGCCUAGGAUGAUUUUAUCAACGCCCCACCUCUUUGGAGUACAUCUUUUUCGUAUAUAUGGACAAUGUAAUAGUAUUUAUUCUCUGCUGCACGACCGAAAUCCGUUUCGCUUCACGCGAGUGGUCACAUGUUUUUCAGCCACCCUACACACACACACACACCACCAGAUCCAGAUCAGGUCGGCUUUCUUCAUAUCGAUUUUUGCGAUGUUGCUCGCAGCCUAUCUUCCCCCACUGUCCAAUUAACGUAGUUGCCAUAUUGAUGAUCAUUUCCGUAAUUGCAUUUUGCAUGCAACACCGGCUUAGAGGUUCCCUCUGUUGGUUACACUGGGCGCAUAAUCCUCUCCGAUGCACACUCAAACAAACCGCGCUCCGUUUCCGGAACAUGGGUGGUUGUCUGAGUUUCGAUCGUGCGUAAUCGACUCUCACGAUUAUACACCCGUGUGUGUAUUCUCAGCACAGUUCCCUCGCCUCUACUAUCGCUUCGUAUCCGGGUCCCCAUGUCCGAUUUCAGUUAUCCCCCCCACUCCACAAACUUCCGGAGAAUGUGCAUACAGUUACCCAUGUUAUUUUCAAUUAUCCCGGUCUCCCCCACGCCGGAUACACACACACAAACGUUAAGCACUCCUUUGACAAUCUACCUUGCUCGACCUUCGCUUGCAAUAUGUGUUACUGAGUGCAUGACAGCAGUGGUUUUGAGCCAAUCUGUGCGAUCUCUUUCUUCUAGAUUCCUUGGAAUCUGUUUUGUGCGCGUGAUUUGUACAGCAAAUAAACGACUUACUAUG